GCUCAUGAUGGGGCUGAUCUUCGCUAAACUGUGGAGCCUCUUCUGUAACCAAGAACACAAAGUGAUUAUAGUGGGACUGGAUAAUGCAGGGAAAACUACCAUUCUUUAUCAAUUCUUAAUGAACGAAGUGGUUCAUACAUCUCCAACCAUAGGAAGCAAUGUUGAAGAAAUAGUUGUGAAGAAUACUCAUUUUCUUAUGUGGGAUAUUGGUGGUCAAGAGUCACUCCGGUCGUCCUGGAACACGUAUUACUCAAAUACAGAGUUCAUCAUUCUUGUUGAUAGCAUUGACAGGGAAUGACUAGCUAUUACGAAAGAAGAAUUAUACAGAAUGUUGGCUCAUGAGGAUUUACGGAAGUCUGCAGUCCUUAUCUUUGCAAAUAAACAGGAUAUGAAAGGGUGUAUGACAGCAGCUGAAAUCUCCAAAUACCUCACCCUUAGUUCAAUUAAGGAUCAUCCAUGGCACAUUCAGUCCUGCUGUGCUUUAACAGGAGAAGGGUUAGGCCAAGGUCUAGAGUGGAUGACCUCCAGAAUUGGUGUGAGAUAACUUUUUUACUCGAAAGAGACUGCUCUAUUUAUUCUGUGACAUGAACAUUUUUUCCUAGUACCUUCGGCUGCUGAGGCAGCAGCAUGUUUAAUUUA
Molossus molossus (Pallas's mastiff bat) is the source of this 639-nucleotide messenger RNA. Its product is annotated as ADP-ribosylation factor-like protein 5B. The record is from RefSeq and is a predicted model, not a curated record. Gene Ontology annotation, biological process: vesicle-mediated transport; intracellular protein transport; protein localization to Golgi membrane. The transcript is spliced from 2 exons. Gene Ontology annotation, molecular function: GTPase activity; GTP binding. NCBI's taxonomy places the organism in Eukaryota, Metazoa, Chordata, Mammalia, Chiroptera, Molossidae. Gene Ontology annotation, cellular component: trans-Golgi network; cytoplasm.